Molecule: messenger RNA, 1381 nt
Organism: Nerophis ophidion (straightnose pipefish)
Lineage: Eukaryota; Metazoa; Chordata; Actinopteri; Syngnathiformes; Syngnathidae
Gene: pax2a
Product: paired box 2a
Exons: 9
Coding region: 1-1284 (427 amino acids)
Biological process (GO): regulation of transcription by RNA polymerase II; anatomical structure development
Molecular function (GO): DNA-binding transcription factor activity, RNA polymerase II-specific; RNA polymerase II cis-regulatory region sequence-specific DNA binding
Source: RefSeq, a predicted model, not a curated record
AUGCUCCCCGGUUCUGCUGUUGUAUCCCACGCAGGGCAUGGCGGCGUGAACCAGCUGGGUGGGGUGUUCGUGAACGGCAGACCCCUCCCGGACGUGGUGCGGCAGCGGAUCGUGGAGCUGGCCCACCAAGGGGUCCGGCCCUGUGACAUCUCCAGGCAGCUGCGGGUCAGUCACGGCUGCGUCAGCAAAAUUCUCGGCAGGUACUAUGAAACGGGGAGUAUUAAACCGGGGGUCAUCGGUGGCUCCAAACCAAAGGUCGCCACCCCGAAAGUGGUCGAUAAGAUUGCGGAGUACAAGCGCCAGAACCCGACCAUGUUCGCCUGGGAGAUCCGAGACCGGCUACUGGCGGAGGGGGUGUGUGACAACGACACGGUGCCCAGCGUGUCGUCCAUCAACAGGAUUAUACGCACCAAAGUCCAGCAGCAGUUCCACCCGUCUCCUGACGGGUCCAUCACGCCGCUCUCCACGCCGGGACACACCAUAGGUGAGCCCCGGGAGGGAAACUGGAAAGGCCCGACCCAGUCGGUGUUAAUGGUAACCCAAGUUUGUCCAUCAGUUCCCAGCACGGCGUCCCCGCCUGUGAGCAGCGCCUCCAAUGACCCCGUGGGGUCCUACUCCAUCAACGGCAUCCUGGGUAUCCCCCGCUCCAACGGCGAGAAAAGGAAACGAGACGAUGUUAUCUGGACCGGCAACCACUUGGACGGGAGAAAAAUCGGACAUUGUGGCUCAGACGGUUCGGUCCCGGGCAGCGAUUCUCAGGGCAGCGUGGAGAGUCUAAGGAAACACCUGCGGGCGGACGCCUUCACCCAGCAGCAGUUGGAGGCCCUGGACCGCGUGUUCGAGCGCCCGUCCUACCCGGAUGUCUUCCCCACCUCCGAACACAUCAAACCCGAGCAGGCGAACGAGUACUCCCUCCCGUCCUUAAACAACGGCCUGGAGGACGUGAAGCCGAGCCUCUCCAGCAGCGGCACUUCCGACCUGGCGUCCAGCGUGUCCCAGAGCUACUCGGUGGUGACAGGUCGAGAUAUGGCGAGCACCACCUUACCAGGUUACCCGCCUCAUGUACCCCCGACGGGACAAGGCAGCUACCCCACAUCCACACUCGCUGGAAUGGUUCCAGGAGGGGACUUUUCCGGAAACCCUUAUUCUCACCCACAAUACACCACUUAUAACGAAGCAUGGCGGUUCAGCAAUCCAGCAUUAUUAAGUUCCCCUUAUUAUUAUAGCGCCGCGUCCCGUGGCUCCGCACCUUCCGCCGCUGCCGCUGCCUACGACCGCCACUAGUUACCAUGGAGACCGGCUCAAGCUGCAAGGCCAGGGCUUCGCCGCCGUAUCGUCCCGGUCUGAGAAAACACUCGAGGUCAAAGGGAAUUGCGAGGAG